GGCAGGAGAGGCUGUCAGUCUGCAGUAGAUUGUGCAAGAGUACAGGAUUUAGUAUGGCUACAGGAGGAGAGAUGAAUGGCUCAGGGAAUUUAAUGGACUUCCUGGAUGAAUCAAUCCCAGAGGUUGGAAUGUACGAAGACUUCCAUACGAUAGAUUGGUUGAGAGAAAAGUCCCGUGACACGGACAGACACAGAAAGAUCACAAGCAGAAGUAAAGAAUCGAUCUGGGAAUGUAUCAAAGGCUUGUUGGACGCGUGGUCAGGAUGGGUGGUGAUGUUACUUAUUGGACUUCUGGCAGGAACACUAGCUGGAGUGAUUGACCUAGCUGUCGACUGGAUGACAGACCUGAAGGAGGGAGUGUGCCUAGCUGGAUUUUGGUUCAGUCAUGAGCAGUGCUGUUGGACUUCCAACGAGACCACCUUUGAGGACAGAGACAAGUGCCCUCAGUGGAGGUCAUGGUCAGAGCUUUUGGCCAACCGAUCAGAAGGUGCCAGUGCGUACAUUCUGAACUACCUCUUAUACAUAUCGUGGGCUUUGACUUUCGCUUUCCUGGGAGUCUCACUGGUCAAGGUGUUUGCUCCCUAUGCUUGUGGCUCUGGAAUUCCUGAGAUUAAAACCAUCCUCAGUGGCUUCAUUAUCAGGGGUUAUCUGGGCAAGUGGACUCUCCUGAUUAAAACGGUGACCCUGGUGUUGGCCGUAUCCUCUGGCCUCAGCCUAGGAAAGGAAGGACCUCUGGUGCAUGUGGCCUGUUGUUGUGGCAAUCUCUUCUGCUGCUUGUUUUCUAAAUACAGUAAGAAUGAAGGGAAGAGGAGAGAGGUGCUGUCAGCUGCUGCUGCUGCGGGAGUCUCUGUUGCCUUCGGUGCUCCCAUCGGAGGUGUGCUUUUCAGUCUGGAAGAGGUCAGUUACUACUUUCCACUGAAGACACUCUGGAGAUCAUUCUUCGCUGCGCUGGUGGCCGCGUUCACUCUUCGUUCAAUCAACCCGUUCGGGAACAGCAGGCUUGUGCUGUUCUAUGUGGAGUAUCACACGCCCUGGUACAUGGCCGAGCUGGUGCCCUUCAUCCUGCUGGGAGUGUUCGGGGGCCUGUGGGGGACCCUGUUCAUACGAGGAAAUAUCGCCUGGUGCAGGAAGCGCAAGAACACAAACCUGGGCAGAUACCCAGUGCUCGAGGUGAUAACUGUCACUGCCAUCACCGCCAUCUUUGCCUUUCCCAACCCGUACACGCGACGAAGCACAAGUGAGCUCAUCUCUGAACUUUUCAACGACUGCGGGGCACUUGAAUCUUCGCAGCUCUGCGACUACAUCAAUGACCCGAACAUGACCCGGCCCGUGGACGAUAUCCCUGACCGCCCUGCGGGUCCUGGUGUCUACGCGGCUCUAUGGCAGCUGGCUCUUGCUCUUGUUUUCAAAAUCAUCAUCACCAUAUUUACAUUUGGGAUGAAGAUGCCAUCAGGACUGUUUAUACCAAGCAUGGCUGUUGGAGCAAUAGCUGGUCGAAUGGUUGGUAUUGGUGUGGAGCAGAUGGCCUAUCACCACCACGACUGGUUCAUCUUCAGGAGCUGGUGCAGGCCAGGAGCUGACUGCGUCACACCUGGGCUGUACGCCAUGGUUGGGGCCGCUGCCUGUCUGGGUGGAGUGACUCGGAUGACGGUAUCUCUGGUCGUGAUCAUGUUCGAGCUCACCGGAGGCUUGGAGUACAUUGUACCAUUGAUGGCUGCGGCAGUGACCAGCAAGUGGGUCGCAGAUGCCUUUGGGAAAGUGGGAAUCUAUGAGGCACACAUACACCUGAAUGGCUACCCCUUCCUGGAUUCUAAGGACGAGUUCAGGCACAGGACGCUGGCAACUGACGUCAUGAGGCCAAGACGCACUGAGCCUCCGCUGUCGGUCCUGACACAAGGCAGCAUGACCGUGGAGGAUGUGGAGACCCUCAUCAAGGACACGGACUACAAUGGGUUCCCAGUUGUCGUCAGUAAGGAAUCGGAGCGGCUCAUUGGCUUUGUCCAGCGGAGAGAUCUCAUUCUCGCAAUAAAAAAUGCAAGAAAAAUUCAAGACGGUGUAGUCAGCAACUCCAUUGUAUACUUUAUGGAAGAGCCUCCUUCGCUGCCAGGCAAUAGCCCCUGCCCUCUCAAACUGCGGAGGAUCCUCAACCUCAGCCCAUUCACAGUAACCGACCACACGCCCAUGGAGACAGUGGUGGAUAUCUUCCGUAAACUUGGUCUGCGACAGUGUCUGGUCACUCGUAGUGGACGUCUCCUGGGCAUCUUAACAAAAAAGGAUGUGCUAAGGCACAUGGCCCAAAUGGCAAAUCAGGACCCUGAGUCAAUCAUGUUCAACUGACCUACCCCAUCCUCCCCCUUAUUGUCCAGCCUUGCCGAGUUCUGGUUUAAGAAGGGAAUAAACAAUGGGUGUGGCUGAAGUCUCAGGGCACGGUGACCUUUAAGUGAAUUGAAUACUGAUCUUUGGGUAAACAACAGCAGCUUGCUCAUGAGAUGGACAACUGGCCCUGCACUGGGUCAGAGAAGAGGACCGGCCUAGGGUGGGCAUCAGCCCAGUAUCACUUUCAGAAGAAGAGGAGAAGCUGAAAUCCCAGGUGUAUGGAAAGCCUGGCAAUGUGUUCAAAGAUGCAUCUUAUAUUAACCUCUGAACUCACUAACUUUGUCUAAGAGGUUUGUUCAACUGGAGUAACAUGAUAGAGAUUUAUAAAUACGUUGCAUUUGAAUAUUGGUCACUGAUGUACCUCAGUACAAGAUCUCGGCUUCCCUUGUUUGAAUUCAUGGCAAAUAGCAAGAAAUCAGUGCCGAAGACUUCACAUUUGUUUCCCAAAUCACCCAUUUAACUCUGAUGGAGUUUACUGCAACAUAAAGCUGUUUUGACUCCAAUAGAAUUUACAGCAAGCCUCCACUGGCCUUGUUUAAUCCUGCAUUGCCAAUAUAUCCUCAUGUCCAUACCUAGCUUCCUCUUAAUUGAAUCAAUACAAUUCAUUUUCAACAAGGUUGUGUUAACUAUUACAUGUUCAGUCUAUGCAAUUACUGUUUUAAAAUUUUAUCCCUGAUAUCAUCUCGGUGAAUCUCUACUGCAAUCACUCCCAGGUUACUAUCUCCUUCUUGAGGUGUUGUGCCUGAACUGAGGCAUCGACCCAAGUGGGCUCUAACCAGAAUCUAUAUGACAGUAUGAAUCAUCAUUCCCAUCCUUUAGUAUCCCAGCUCCCUGUAACAUACUAACUUCACCUAGAAGUUGUAUAAAUCAAGGAAAUUGCACACUCUUCACAAUUCCAAAUGGUGGCUUGCUGCUUCCCUGCUAUUUUAUCCAGGUAGACUUAUCUCUCCCAUCAGAUGAGCAGUAUUUGUUUGAGUGGGUCAACAGAUUUCUUAGUACUGUCACCCUGCAGCCCUGUAACUCUUUGAGGUAUUAAUAGAUAUCCGUUCCUCCAGUACUAGCCUCUUCCACACCUGAUUUUACCCCCCUCCAUCUUCCCUUUCCCCUCCGCCCUCCUCCACUCAUAUACACUGGUAAAAAAAUGCUUUUAGUUUUUGGACAGUUGUCCUCAUGUGGUUUUGUGCCCAAUGAUACUACAGCUGACUCUGUUAAUGGGAUGACAUGAAUGUGUUAUCGUUUUGGUUGUUGGGAUAGGUAAAUACCAAUGAAACUGAGAACAUCAAUAUCAAAUAUUCAUUUACCCAGCCAAUUGUCAAAAGUUGAUCUUCUGUUUUACUUGACCAAUUCAGAAAUUGUUCCUUGUAAGUAACUAGGGGCACUAGAUUGCAGAGGUUUAUAUUGUGAUGUUGCAUGUUUUGCCAUUAACCAGAAAAGUCUCUUCAUUUAUUGAAUUGAUAAAUUGGUUUAUUGUUCUUACAUGUACCAAGGUAGAGUGAAAACAUUAUCUUACAUCCCACCCAUACAGAUCAAUUGAUAACAAUGUUGCAUUGAGAUGGUCCCAGGUAAAACAAUAGCAGAAUGCAGAAAACGUGCAGUAUAGGUAGACAGAGAGAUGCAGGUUCACAACAAGGUAGAUUGUGAGGUCAAGAGUCCAUUUUAUCUCAUUGUAAGGACCUUAUACCCUAUUCAGUGGUGAGUAGUUUUCCAGAACACAGUGCUUAAGGGUUCAUUCAUUUAUUAUGUGCUGAGUUGUAUGAGGUAGGCAAUCAUGGUCUUUCCAUGACUAUGAUUGUUCUUGGCAAAUUUUUCUACAAAAGUGAUUUGACAUUACCUUCUCUGAGCAAUGUCUUUACAAGAUGGGUGACCCCAGCCAUUAUCAGUAAUCUUUAGAGAUUGUCUGCCUGGCUUCAGUGGUUGUAUAACCAGCACUUGUGAUAUGAAUUAGCUGCUCAUACAGCCACCCACCACCUGGUCUCUUGGCUUCACCUGACCCUCACCAGGGGGCUAAGCAGGUGCUACACCUUGACCGAGGGUGACCAGCAGGCUCUCAGAGGGAAAGAGCGCCUUACGCCUCCUUUGGUAGAGACGUUUCUCCACUCCACCACCCAAGUCUAGAGAGUAACAACUAAUAUUUAUACUUCCAAAUACAUUACUGAGAAAAUGUGUGAAAUUGCACAAGAAUGUGGUCUAUAUGCUUGCCUUGAGAAAUUUCUUCCAUUAUUAAUUUUACCAGAAAUGCUAUUACUGUGAAGAUCAAUGAUCAUGAAUUAGCAUGUUUAAAUUAUGAACAACAUUGUGCUAAGUUAUAGAGUUUGCAAAUUAGACAUUUACUUUCUCUUGUUUUUGAAAAAUUUACUUUAACCGCUUAAAGUAGAGGGGUGGCAUGGUAGCGUGGUGGUUAGCACAACACUUUACAGUACGAGCAACGCAGGUUCAGUUCCACCGCUGCCUCUAAGGAGCUUGUACGUUC
Messenger RNA from Mobula hypostoma (lesser devil ray), 4845 nucleotides. It is a transcript of the gene clcn4, whose product is annotated as chloride channel, voltage-sensitive 4. The record is from RefSeq and is a predicted model, not a curated record. NCBI's taxonomy places the organism in Eukaryota, Metazoa, Chordata, Chondrichthyes, Myliobatiformes, Myliobatidae. The transcript is spliced from 12 exons. Gene Ontology annotation, cellular component: early endosome; Golgi apparatus; plasma membrane. The coding region runs from base 54 to 2336 and encodes 760 amino acids. Gene Ontology annotation, biological process: chloride transport; transmembrane transport. Gene Ontology annotation, molecular function: voltage-gated chloride channel activity.